Stegastes partitus (bicolor damselfish) is the source of this 2079-nucleotide messenger RNA. Its product is annotated as rhotekin-like. Lineage: Eukaryota; Metazoa; Chordata; Actinopteri; Pomacentridae. Gene Ontology annotation, cellular component: actomyosin contractile ring. Gene Ontology annotation, biological process: actomyosin contractile ring assembly; septin ring organization; mitotic cytokinesis. Bases 1 to 1371 code for a protein of 456 amino acids. The record is from RefSeq and is a predicted model, not a curated record. The transcript is spliced from 13 exons.
AUGAAUGAUGACAGCCAGGAUGUGGAGUUGCUGCAGCAGAUUGAGAGGGAGGUGCGGAUGCGUGAGGGGGCCAGUAAGCUGCUGGGAGCUUGUUCCCAGAGAGAGCAGGCCCUGGAGGCCUCCAAGAGUCUGCUCACCUGCAAUGCUCGCAUCCUGGCCCUGCUGAGCCAACUGCAGAAGAGGAGGAAAGCGCAAAUCCUGCAGAGAGUGGGAUGCAGACCAUCUGAAGAUGUAGAGCCAUGUACAGGAAAAGUAGCACUUUCAGACCUGCGCAUCCCUCUCAUGUGGAAAGACUCCGAGUACUUCAAAAACAAAGGAGAGCUCCAUCGCUGUGCUGUGUUCUGCCUCCUCCAGUGUGGGACAGAGAUCCACGACACCGACCUGGUGAUGGUCGACAGGACUUUAACUGACAUCUGCUUUGAAGACACGAUCAUAUUCAGCAACGUGGCUCCAGGGUUCCAGCUUCGUGUCGAGCUCUACAGCAGCUGUGUGGUGGAGGAUUUCUCCCCGGCACCUCUGGGAUCCAGGAAAGUGAGCCUCCUUGGAGGCUCUCUGGGACGCUCCUCUGGGAAAAAGAUCCGUGCUGCCUUUGAGUCUGCAGCUUUUUGUGGAUCCGUUUCCACUGGAGGAGGUGGAAGACCUGGAAGCAUGUCACCGCCUUUAUCACCCGACCUAUCUGCACUGGGGGCCAAGUAUAACCUGCUGGCUCACACAACGCUGAGAAUUGAACACGUCCAGGAAGGUUUCAAGACACAUGAUUUGUCACUUUCAGCAACAGAGGACAGUCCGUUCUGGUUGCCUCUGUACGGAAACAUGUGCUGCCGCUUAGCUGCUCAGCCUCAGUGUAUGACUGAAACAGUGAUCAGUGGACAAAUCAGGAUCAAGCUUGAAGAGGACUUUAAUUAUUGGGAGAAUGUCUAUGGCGUCCUCAGGAGGCAAACUCUUCUCUGUUAUCAGAGUGAAGAAGACCUGGACUCUGAGGAGGAGCCGUUGCUUGUGAUCCCCAUCAAAAAGGAUACUCUUGUCUGUGUGUCUGAGAGCGAUGCCGUCCAGUGCCAGAGUAUAGACAUCAGUAUGCAGCGUCACGGAGAUGAUGUAACCUACACACUCACCACGCACACACCUGAAGACACACAGCGCUGGGAGGAGGCCCUGCGGCAGCACGUCUAUAACAUGAGUCAGUGGAAACAGUGUUGUGAUAACCUGAUGAAGAUCGAAACGCCGAGCUGCAGGAAAUCCAUCUCAGUGAAGCAGGGAUCUCUAUACCAUGAAAUAGUAACACCCUCCCUUCCCAUGGAGGGACCUGCAGUUCCAGAUUUAUCUAUUGAGAUCCGUACUUUGCUGUCUUCUUACUACAAGGAAAGUUAUUGAUGACCCCGCCACAGUUAGACUGGAGACGUGAGACACUGUUCUUAUUCUGUCCACUUGUGCCGGGUCAAGGAAACCGACAUGGACGUGAUGAAUGUUUCAAAACCCACGAGAGGACACCACUCACUGUACCAUACUGACUGUUUUUAUUCUUCUCUUCAAAUGUUUAUCCAACCAGCAUUAUUAGUUAAAAAAUAAAAAUAAAUACAAAUUGUACAAUGUUAGCCAGUGUUGUACAAGACAUGUCUGUGUUAAGAGACAGCAUUUACCAAGUGGCUUCUAAAAACGAUUCUCUUUAUCUUAAUCACUUCAUGUUAUGUGAACCAUAGCCCAGUGUUUGAAAGAAAUCAAUAGGCUAGUCUGUCACUAAUGUGAGAUUCACAAAAACUAGGAGUAAUGUAAAUGUAUUAUAACAAAUGACUGACGGAUGGUUUAAUAGAGGGGCAGCAACUAAGUGACAACUAAAUCCAACUAUUUUAUAUUUUCAGCUCCUCUUAUUGUAAUGCAGUAACACAAAUGGACACUUUCAUUUAUGCCAAAUGAGCUGUUAGCUAUUUCUUCCUCAGAAUUCUCACCCUGAAACCACAAAAGCGGUCUGGCUUGCUUGCAGGUAUCUGCUGAGUCAGAAGCCAAACAGUCCCACAGGAAAACCUUGUUUAGCGUAAGUUGACAGCACCCCUCAAGGUAACCACCGGUGACUUUAUGGGCAUG